UGUUAGAGGUUUACGGCACCACUGGUACCUCACAAACUAGUGGAAGGUGGGCAUACGAUUAGCCACCCUGACUUAACACGAGUUAUCGACUUUAACACAUAACUACAAUUUUGUUUUACAUUAACUAAAAACAGUAUUUACAGUUACCUCAAGGCAUAGUUGACUCUUUAUAUUCGGAACUAAAGGAAACCGCUGAGACAUGCCUAUUCAAUUGACCAGUCAGGCGUACUGUAAGAUGCUUUUACACGCUGCUAAAUAUCCUCACUGUGCCGUAAAUGGAUUGCUGGUGGCAGAAAAGACAAAAGAGAAAAAGAAAGACGGUCACAGUGGUCCGGUGUUGUGCGUGGAUUGUGUCCCACUUUUCCACGGUACUCUUGCUCUGGCACCAAUGCUGGAAGUAGCUUUGACACUGAUUGAUACUUGGUGUAAAGAAAAUAACUACACCAUUGUAGGGUAUUAUCAAGCCAAUGAACAGACUCAGGAUUCAAGACCAAAUCAAGUUGCUCAGAAAGUGGCUGCCGGGAUUUCUGAGAACUUCAGCGAAGCUGUUAUCGUUAUGGUGGACAGCAGCAGAUUAACAAUGAGCUGCUUUGAGCCUAUUGUGUUUAUCUAUGAUCACCUUGAAAAUAAGUGGAAAAAUAGGGAAGUAACAACAGAUGCUUUUGAGGAUUGGAACGAAGCACAGAAGAUCACAUCUGCCUUGCUGGUGGGCAGGUCCUAUGAGAACUUGAUUGACUUUGACAACCACUUGGAUGAUCUUAGAAAUGAUUGGACCAACCCUGCUAUUAACAAGUCUGUCCUGGAUCUUUGUUAGGACUCUCAACUCAAGUCUUUGGUCCCAUGUGAAAAAUUUGCAGCCUUUUUUGCUUGCAUGAUGCUACCUUUAAACCUCCUGCACUGAACAAUGUAGUGGAUCCCAGAUCAUACAGGCCGAAAUCUCUCAAAUACAGAUGCCGUACACGUUGUUGGCCUAUUUCCACCUUUACACGGUGAUCCUGAGGUGAUAAAGGCAACUUGUUCUUUAAUCCGUUCUGUUCUUUUUGGCUUUUGAAAUGGAUUGUUUAUUCAGAAAUGUUUAAAAGAUCUAGAGAGACUGAUUUAUAUAAAUUGAAUAGCUUGUAGCCAUACUGAAAUCAAGUUCUAAUUUAUUAAUGAAUCUUACCUAAUGAUUUUACUGUAUGGUAUGGCAAGAUGUUAGAUUUUUUUUAAGGUACAAAACAAAAUCCACAUAUUUAAAUGUAGCCUGAUGCUAGAUAAACCUACUCUGACCUACUUUAUUGCUUCAUGCUAGCACCUUUGUGUUGUAUUUCUCUAAAUUUCAUACAAUGUUUUCAGAUAUGUUUUUGGUCAUAGACGGGAGUGUCUGAAUUGACUGUCCUCGUUUAAAUAUUUAUACUUUAUCAGGUUAGAGGAAUGUGUGGAUUUUGUUUUACUGUAGCUGCUUGUUUGAUUAACUGGCUUCUAGGCAUUGUGUUUUCUAAAUUGAGUUCUUCAAAUCAAUUAAAUGUUAGAUUUAUUGCAGCUUUCCUUGGUAUAGAGCUGCAUUUUUGUUUAAAGAUAGAACUGGUCAUAAAUGGGAUUUUUACAGAGCCUUUGAGAGAUGAAUGUCAAAAUUGGUUUCUGAGACUGUAAAAGUACUUGAACUUCUUUUCAUUUGUAAAAUAAAUUUACAUUCUUUUA
Molecule: messenger RNA, 1680 nt
Organism: Cyprinodon tularosa
Lineage: Eukaryota; Metazoa; Chordata; Actinopteri; Cyprinodontiformes; Cyprinodontidae
Gene: emc8
Product: ER membrane protein complex subunit 8
Exons: 6
Coding region: 200-814 (204 amino acids)
Cellular component (GO): EMC complex
Source: RefSeq, a predicted model, not a curated record